CCCACGGCCACGCCCACCCCUCGUUCCCGCCCCCCCCGAGGGGAGUGGGGCGCGUCCGCCGCCUCCGAUUGGCGGCGGCCGGGGGGGGCGGGGCGCGGCGGGGCGGGGCCGCGGGUGCCGGUGCCGGUACCGGGGCGCAGCGGGCUCGGCAUGGCGGCGGAACGCGAGCGGGAGAAGCGGAUCCUGUGCGUGGGGCUGGUGUGCCUGGACAUCAUCAGCGUGGUGGAGACCUACCCGGCCGAGGACUCGGACACCAGGUGUGUGUCACAGCGGUGGCAGCGCGGGGGGAACGCCUCCAACUCCUGCACGGUGCUGGCGCUGCUGGGAGCCCCCUGCGCCUUCAUGGGCUCGCUGGCCCCCGGCCACGCCGCCGAUUUCAUUGCCGCUGAUUUCCGUCGCCGCGGCGUGGAUGUGUCACACGUGGCCUGGCAGCCCCGCGGCGACGUGCCCUGCGCCUGCUGCGUCGUCAGCGCUGCCAGCGGCUCCCGGACCAUCGUGCUCUACGACACGAACCUGCCCGACGUGACGGCCCACGACUUUGAGCGGGUCGACCUCUCCCAGUACAAGUGGAUCCACUGGGAGGCCCGGAACGCGGCGGAGCAGGCGGCGAUGAUGCGGCGGGUGGAGCGGCACAACCGGGGCCGGGCGGCGGGGGAGCGGGUCCGCACGUCGGUGGAGCUGGAGAAACCGCGGGAGGAGCUGCUGCCGCUGAUGGGCAUGGGUCACGUGGUGUUCAUCAGCAAGGACGUGGCGCGGCACUUCGGGUACCGGUCAGCCCCCGAGGCGCUGCAGGGGCUGCGCGGCCGCGUGCAGCCGGGGGCCACACUGAUCUGCGCCUGGGCUGAGGAAGGGGCUGACGCCGUGGGGCCAGACGGGGAGCUGGUGCACUCGGACGCCUUCCCCCCCGAGACCCUCGUGGACACGCUGGGGGCCGGGGACACCUUCAACGCCGCUGUCAUCUUCGCACUCUCGGCAGGGAAGACCCUGCAGGACGCCAUCACCUUCGGCUGCCGCAUCGCCGGCAGAAAAUGCGGGAUCCAGGGCUUCGAUGGCAUCGUCUGAGAUGGGCACCCCGCGUCCCAAGACCCCCACCCCCGGGGCACCCAGCACCCCCCACCCCGCUGCCAAUAAAGCCUCCGUGCCCCCCACCCCGGGCUGGGCCCGGCGCCCCUCCGCGGCUGGGGGCUGCACUGAACCCCA
Tyto alba (common barn owl) is the source of this 1200-nucleotide messenger RNA. It is a transcript of the gene KHK, whose product is annotated as ketohexokinase. The record is from RefSeq and is a predicted model, not a curated record. Lineage: Eukaryota; Metazoa; Chordata; Aves; Strigiformes; Tytonidae. Gene Ontology annotation, molecular function: ketohexokinase activity. The transcript has 8 exons. Bases 151 to 1062 code for a protein of 303 amino acids. Gene Ontology annotation, biological process: fructose metabolic process.